This is a messenger RNA of Cryptomeria japonica (Japanese cedar), 664 nucleotides long. RefSeq lists its product as uncharacterized. The record is from RefSeq and is a predicted model, not a curated record. Bases 11 to 664 code for a protein of 217 amino acids. The transcript is spliced from 2 exons. Lineage: Eukaryota; Viridiplantae; Streptophyta; Pinopsida; Cupressales; Cupressaceae.
GUUAGUAGCCAUGAGUUGUUGUUGCUGGCGAAAAAGAAAGCCUGGUGGCUCCCAUCACACUGGGAAAAAGCUUUCAACGGAUCCAUCGACUUGUUGUUGGUGGAAGUUGAGGAAGGCUGAUAGCUCCCAUGACACUGCAGUACUUGAAACUGAUCCCCUCAUUGAAACUCCAAAUAAGCCAUCAACAGAUCAAAGUCUCACAUGUUCAUCCACAAUAUCUUCGAAUUCUCAACAGCCACCACCAAAUUUGGAAGAGGUUUUGAGAAGUUUCAAAGACCUGGACAUUACAAGUCAGGCGGAUGCCUUCAUCCAUGCCAUUGAACAAUACCUCGAAGGAGCGACCGUUCAAAAGAAUGCACCGGAUACUCCAACCGCAAGUCCUUCUAAUACCGACAAGUUGACAAACUGGGAUUCCUUUCUUCAGAGCGGGUCCGAAUUUCUCAAAUUUGUCAGUGAUCAUACAGAAAAAAAUGACAAACAUGUGGGUAUUCUUUCCCAACUUUUCAGUAGCACUCACUAUGUAUUCGCUGUUAGUUUACAGGGUGACUCUUUUCUGUCAGGAGAAGCAACAAAAAUUGCAGGAAAAGUGCUUCAGAAAAUUGGGCACCUGCAUUGGGCAGUUGUUGGGCUUUCUAUUGUGGCAUAUCUAUGUUGGAAGACUUAA